Molecule: messenger RNA, 2267 nt
Organism: Musca domestica (house fly)
Lineage: Eukaryota; Metazoa; Arthropoda; Insecta; Diptera; Muscidae
Product: N-acetylgalactosaminyltransferase 4
Exons: 3
Coding region: 86-2062 (658 amino acids)
Cellular component (GO): Golgi apparatus
Source: RefSeq, a predicted model, not a curated record
UUGUUUGCCGAAGCGGUGGAAUCAGUCAUCUUGUGUUAAUGGUAUUGAUAACUCGUUUCCAAAGUUCCUCGAAUAGUUGGCGACAAUGAAGCCACGUUACUUUAAACGGUUCCUAAGAAAGUUUAUUCUAUUUGUUGUGACAUUAAUUGUUCUGACGGUGAUUACCAUCAAAGUGGUGGAGAAACGUUUGAGCAAACAACUGGCGGAUGAUUUAAGCAAAUCGGUGGCGGAGAAAAGCGCACAACACGGCGAUGUGCACAAACACGCUGAUAUACCAUUUUUACCAAGUUCUUCAAAUGGUGAGGAGGCCAAACUGCGACGACCCCGACCAGCUGUGAUAAAUGGCCAUCCCUAUAUUAGGCCAGUUUUGGAAGGUGAACUCAAUCUAACUCAGUUCUACGAUGUUAAUGUACCAUUCCAAUUGCCGGAACCCAAGGGCCCCAAACGCGACUGGCAUGAUUACGUGGCCAUCGAUAUGGACGCGAAGCGAGUGGGUCUUGGCGAACACGGAAUGCCGUCGUACAUCACCGAUGAGUCAAAGAAGGAAAUAGAAGAAACUUUGUACAAGGAAAAUGGAUUCAAUGCACUUUUGUCCGACUCGAUUUCGGUAAAUCGUUCGAUACCAGAUGUGCGAAGAGAAGAAUGUCGCCAUCGUCAGUAUCUAAUCCAUUUGCCAACGACAAGUGUGGUUAUACCAUUCUUCAACGAAUACUUCAGUGUUCUGAUUCGAAGUCUCUAUAGCAUCAAAAAUCGUACACCUCGCGAGCUGUUGCACGAAAUCAUCAUUGUGGACGAUUACAGUGAUCGGCAAGAGUUGAAACAGCAACUGGACGAUUAUGUGGCCAACUACUUUGGGGGAUUGGUGAAAAUUGUUCGAUUGCGGGAGAGAACCGGUUUGAUUGGGGCACGUCUCGCGGGUGCUCGCAGUGCCACUGGAGAUGUUUUGGUGUUCUUUGAUUCUCACAUUGAGUGCAAUUACAAUUGGCUACCACCACUGCUGGAACCCAUGGCCAUGAAUAAGCGUAUCUCAACUUGUCCCAUCAUCGAUAACAUCGAUCAUGCCACAUUUGCCUAUAGCGGGGGAUAUCAGGAUGGAUCCAGAGGAGCAUUCGAUUGGAAUUUCAAAUACAAACAAAUGCCGGUAUUGCAAGUUGAUGCAGUGGAUAAAACACAGCCCUAUCGAAAUCCAAUUAUGAUGGGAGGAUUAUUUGCCAUUGGCAGAGAAUUCUUUUGGGAGUUGGGAGGUUACGAUGAGGGCCUUGACAUUUGGGGAGCCGAACAGUACGAAUUGAGUUUCAAAAUAUGGAUGUGCGGUGGAAUGCUCUUGGAUGUGCCGUGCUCUCGUGUAGCUCACAUUUUCCGUGGACCCAUGACUCCGAGACCUAGCCCAAGAAACUAUAGUUUUGUGGCGAGGAAUCACAAGCGUGUUGCAGAAGUCUGGUUGGAUGAAUACAAGGAGUACAUCUACGAUCGUCUUACGGAUGCCAAAGAAAUUGAUCCAGGCGAUUUGACAAAUCAAAUUGCAAUUCGCGAGCAUUUAAAGUGCAAAUCAUUUAAAUGGUUUCUUGAGAAUAUCGCUCCUGACCUACUUCAGAUGUAUCCACCCGUACUACCGCCUAGCUACGCCACUGGUGUCAUUCAGAGUUUGGCCUUCCCCACGCAAUGUGUUGAUACCAUGGGCAAGAACCUCAACGCAGCCAUUGGUCUCUUCGGUUGUGCCGAGAACAAAACACAUCCGCACUCUAAUCAGUUCUGGGAUUUAAGCCAUUUCCAUGAUAUACGAAAUCACAAGGGAGAUGUGUGUCUGGACGUAAUGGAUUCCCAUGAAAAUGCCACCGUGUGGAUGUGGUCAUGUCACAAUAGCGGAGGAAAUCAAUACUGGUCCUAUGAUCUGGAGCAUCAAAUGAUUAGGCAUGGCGUCAAUCGAAGGUUUUGCCUGGAAGCCUUUGUGGCCAAUAACGAGAAGGCUGUUUACAUGAAUGCCUGCGAUAAAUUGAAUCCAAGAAUGAAGUGGACAUUUGGUUAUUUGAAUGAGACGGCCUUGAAUGAGGAUAUAGUAUGAUAAGAUAAUGUCUAAUUGGAUAAAACCUCGCCAUGCAUGUAACUAUUUUCUUUUUGUAGCCAAAUAUAUCACUUCAUUUUAAUACUAAAGGCAGGCAUGCUAACAAAAGGACUUAACUUAAGCGAUUAAUUAUUUUACGCUUCCACUUUGUACAGUACGACUUAUUAAAAAUAUAUUUAAACUAAAAUAAAUAAAUGUUAUAUCA